AUGGACAUCGCGUUGCAGUCUCUCGCGACACCUCAUCGCCAGAUAACAAUUCUGGAUGCACCUGGACACAAAGAUUUCAUACCCAACAUGAUAUCAGGUGCUUCACAAGCCGACUGUGCACUUCUUGUUGUGGACGCAGCCACAGGCGAGUUUGAGGCGGGCUUCCAAAGAGGCGGCCAGACCCGUGAGCACCUUUUGCUCGUUCGCAGUCUGGGCGUCAGUCAGGUCAUUGUGGCUAUCAACAAGUUAGAUCAAGUAGAGUGGUCGAAAGUUCGGUACGAUGAGGUCUGCAGCUCCCUCAAGCCGUUCUUGGUCCAGUCGGGGUUCCAUCCCUCGAAGACCAAGUUCGUCCCUGUGGGCGCCAUGGCUGGUGUAAAUCUCACCGCCCGGGAAGGACCCGAUGCCCUGCCACUUAAACAGUGGUAUAAAGGGCCGACGCUAGUCGACGUUCUAGAUAUUCUGGAUCCCCCGUCCCGUAACGUCACCGCCCCGCUUCGGUUCCCGAUAUCCAACGUGUUCAGGGGACAAGUUUCGGGUACCGGCGUCGCUGGACGUGUUUGCGGCGGAGUAGUACAAGUUGGUGAGCGGUUGCGUAUACUUCCAGGCGAUGGCACGGCAGUAGUCAAAUCCAUCGAAAGCGACGACAAAGUGCUCCCUUGGGCAGCAGAUGGUUCGAAUGUCAUACUCUAUCUCACCGCUGUUGAUCCCAUCCAUCUCCUCAUUGGGAGCGUUCUGUGUCGCCCAAAUAGUCUGGUACCUUUGGCCAACGUCUUCACCGCCAGAGUCAUAAUAUUCGACAUAGAUAUCCCCAUCACAGCUGGAGCAUUUGUCGAAUUAUUCCACCACUCGCGUGACGUUCCGGCCGCUGUCACCAAACUCAUAUGUACGCUUGACCGGGCCUCUGGCACAGUGGCCAAGCAGAAUCCUCGAGUGCUCGCGAAAAAUGUAUCGGCGGAGGUGCAGAUUACCCUCCGUAACACGACAACGACCGGCCCUUCUCCCAAGUCGCAGCAAAUCCCUCUAGAGCCAUUUGCUGUGAACAAAGACAUGGGAAGGAUUCUCAUCAGACGUGAGGGAGAGACAAUCGGAGCCGGUGAGGUUGUCUUAUUGUAG
Messenger RNA from Postia placenta MAD-698-R-SB12, 1113 nucleotides. RefSeq lists its product as hypothetical. The coding region runs from base 1 to 1113 and encodes 370 amino acids. Gene Ontology annotation, molecular function: GTP binding; GTPase activity. Gene Ontology annotation, biological process: translation. The record is from RefSeq and is a predicted model, not a curated record. NCBI's taxonomy places the organism in Eukaryota, Fungi, Basidiomycota, Agaricomycetes, Polyporales, Adustoporiaceae. The transcript has 6 exons.